AUGACUUCUAAACUGAGACUUAAGCUUUUAUAUGUAUUUUUUCUCGCAGCGCUCUGUUCAGCGGGAACUUACAUGUCUAUUUUCUUAUCCAAAAACUUACUUCUUACCAAGACGGAAAUUGGACUUUUAUUUUCGGUGACACCUUUCGUUGAGUUCUUUAGCUCCGGGCUUUGGACUUCACUUGCUGACAAGUAUAAUACGCACCGCAUAAUACUUUUAUCAUGCAUAUCCUGCACGACAAUGUUCUUGAUCGCUAUUCCGACGUUUGGAAGAAUAUAUGGAUUUGCGGGUUUAAUUAUCUAUUAUCCUAUUAUUUCUUUGUUUAGUGGUGGAAUAUCACCAUUAGUAGAUAACUUUACUUUAGGUACGCUGAAGAAAUCAGGAGAACAGAUAGAGUAUGGUAAACAGCGUCUGUGGGGCACGAUAUCCUGUGGAAUCAUUGCUUCUGUUAUGGGAUACUUGAUAGAUCGCACUUCCAUUUAUAUCAUAUUUGUCGGCUACAUGUGCUCUAUGAGCGCAUUUGCUAUAUGCAUAUACUACAUCAACCCAAUCGAUUUUGAAAUGUGCCGAAAUGAUACAGUCAUUGCCUUAAAAGACAUGGCAUCUGAUGAUGGCAUAUCAUUACCAAAGAAUAAUUCAUAUUUAUCCACCAUUACGUUCGAGCUUCUUAGGAAUCCUCGAUUUAUGUUUUUCCUAUUCAUCGUACUGUCAAUCGCUGUGGCAAAGGCAGUGGCGGCAACCUAUCUUUUUUUAUAUCUCUCAGAAUAUUUCAAAGCUAGUGGAACCCUAUUGGGUCUAAGUUCAAUGAUGGGCGUUUCAUUGGAAGUCGUGUUUUUUUAUUUUUCCAAACACAUAAUGGCACUAAUGGGCCCAAAAAGUAUGUUAAUUGUCGGUCAACUUGCUUUGAUCGUCAGAUUGGGCCUAUAUGGAUUCCUCGGAACGAGUUUAAACCCAUGGAUGGCUUUACCCAUAGAAAUGGGUAUCUUAUUUGCGUUGGUAUGGCCCGCUGGAGUUGAAAUUACUUAUAAUUUUGCUCCAAAGUCACUUCGGGCGACAUCACUCGGUAUUUUUUCUGGUGUGUUUAACGGUUUGGCAUACGGGAUUGGUUCCAUUAUUGGAGGUUUUAUCUAUUCCAAGUUUGGCCCUAUAAAAAUGUUCCAAGCUACGACGUUAUUAUCCUUGUUUACACUGAUUUUAUAUAUUGUCACUGAGAAAUUAUUCGUUGCUGAGAAAGAAGUAGUUCACCUUUACACUUCUCUCGAUGUUCAAAAUGAUGCAAGUAUUAAUUUAGAUGAAGAAAAUGAUGAAUAA
This is a messenger RNA of Acaulospora morrowiae, 1311 nucleotides long. NCBI's taxonomy places the organism in Eukaryota, Fungi, Glomeromycota, Glomeromycetes, Diversisporales, Acaulosporaceae. The record is from the annotation of a GenBank genome assembly.